Molecule: messenger RNA, 1003 nt
Organism: Drosophila kikkawai
Lineage: Eukaryota; Metazoa; Arthropoda; Insecta; Diptera; Drosophilidae
Gene: cid
Product: centromere identifier
Cellular component (GO): nucleosome
Molecular function (GO): DNA binding; structural constituent of chromatin; protein heterodimerization activity
Source: RefSeq, a predicted model, not a curated record
ACCAGUGUUGGAUAAUAACCUAGUUAAUAACAUCUUAAUACGGUCACAUAACAACUAUUUUAAAUUAAACGUACCAUUUUCUAAGACUACAAAUUUAAACAUGCUACCACUAAGAGUCGAAGAGUCGAAUAGCACAGACAGUUCCAGUUCCGGCUCCAUGCAGAUGCUCGACCAUUACCUGGACUUGGAGUCUGCCACUAGCCAACUCUCUUUGGAUACCGCCGACGAUCAAAGACCGACCCUGCGACGUUCGAAUCGGAACACAAGCCGCACGGUUGAAGAUCAGGAGAAUCGCCCUCCCGCAGGCGGUCAACGCCAGACUAACCGGAACUCAGACAGAGGCCAAUCAGCAGCCACAGCGGCCCCUGCACCGAGGCGACGCAAGCAGCGCGGACCCGUGAGCCGGGCCAACCGGAUGAAUCGGGAGAUCCAACGCCUGCGGGCAUGUACUAGACCAUUGAUACCCCGGCUUUCGUUCGGUCGCUUGGUGCAAGAACUGAUGAUGAAGUAUACCUCUCCGUCGUUUAGGAUCACCGAGAGUGCACUUGAGGCGCUGCAAGAGUCUUCGGAGCUUUACUUGACGCAUCGCUUCUCGGACGCCUACUUGCUCACCCAUCAUCGCGGCCGAGUGACACUGGAGGUGCGGGACAUGGCGCUGAUGGCCUAUAUAAUAGACAAUUGUCGUUCCUAGAAUUAUUUCCCCCCGAGUUUAAGUUUAAUAUCUUAGCAAAGGAUACCUGAAAAGUGGACUGGAAACGUGAUUAAAACCAAAUAUAUCCAAUAUAUCUGAUAUAUCUAUGUGCCAACUAUGAAUAAUUUCUGACUAAUAAGUUAAUUCAUUAGUAAAAUGAAUACCAGUGGAGAAAUGUAGCCUCGUGCCUUGUGUAUUUUUAUAUUGUAUCAAUAUAAACUCGAUUAUAAUUUUAUUCUGUAAAUACCUGAAAUCUGUAUUUAAUGUGUUUUAGUUUAUAUUUUUAAAUAUAUAUCUUCCCAACUCCAUUGA